This is a messenger RNA of Ciona intestinalis (vase tunicate), 540 nucleotides long. The record is from RefSeq and is a predicted model, not a curated record. Lineage: Eukaryota; Metazoa; Chordata; Ascidiacea; Phlebobranchia; Cionidae.
AUGUUUUUUGAACCGAGGAACGACAUCGCCAAUAAAAUUCGCUCGCAUCGACUUCAGCAAGUUGAGGAAAAUAGGAAGCGGUUAAAACCUAUCGUCGAAACCAUUUUGUUACUGGGCAGGCAGAACAUAGCUUUUCGGGAACAUAGGGACCACGGCCACGGAAUUAUUGAAGAAGCAAAACCUUUGGUCAACGAAGGCAAUUUUAGAGAACUUCUAAGGUACAGAGUUGCUGGUGGCGAUACUGCGCUGAAAUGUCAUCUAGAGAAUGCAGCGGCCAACGCAACAUACAUCAGUAAAACUGUUCCAAACCAGUUAAUUUACUAUUGCGCAAAGGAAAUUAAAAGUGUCAUUCUCGAAAGAGUAAAAAAGGCCAAAUAUUACUGUGUAAUAUUCGACGAAACGACGGACAUUUCAAACUCUUCACAAUUGUCGUUGUGUGUGGCAUAUGUGCAUAACAACAAAAGACGUGAGGAUUUUAUUGGUUUUUGCGAUGUGCAUGAAAGUUGUUUUGAAGGCGUGUCAGCUAGAUUUAGAUUUUAG